AAUGAGGCUAAAAAGUUAACGUGUCUACUUUGAUUUAGGAAAUCGUAAAAAAAGUAUGGCUGCUAGACCUGAUCUAGAAAAUCCGGAAGAAACGGAAACCAAGCUACAGCUGACACUACGGUUUCUCAAGAUUUAUUGGAAAAUUGUGUUCGCCCUGGUAUGGGCAAUUAUUCUAGUGCCGUUCGUUUUCAUUUACACCGAUCCACAAGUUCGAUGCGCAUACACUAUCCUCGUGAUGGCUGGAUAUUGGAUCACCGAAUGUUUUCCCAUGGCGGUCACAUCGCUCAUCCCACUGGUGUUGUUCCCAAUGUUGGGAGUGCUGAGCACGGCGGAAACUUGCAGCUGUUAUAUGAACGAUACUAUAAUGGUUUUCAUAGGAGGCUUGGUUCUCGCAUUAGCCAUCGAACAUAGCAAUCUCCACCUAAGAAUCGCCCUUGGAGUAAUGAAGGUGGUCGGUUGUAGUCAUGCCAAAUUGCUAGGUGGUGUCUGCGCCGUCACAACAUUCAUAUCUAUGUGGGUGUCGAACACUGCAGCUACCGCCAUGAUGGUACCGAUCAUAUACGCGAUCCUCAACGAGCUGGAGCAGGUUGCUGGACUCUGUAGAGUAUUCGAUACCAUAGUAGAUCAGGAGAGGCCUGGACAAGAACCUCGCAGAGACUUAAAACCGACGAAUCUGACGAAGGCUUAUUUAAUGGCUGCUGCAUAUUGUUCGACAUUCGGUGGAACCGGAACGCUCGUAGGCACAGGCACCAAUCUCACAUUCAAAGGAAUAUUCGAAAACACAUUUCCGGACGCUGAGGGCAUUAACUUCACGCAAUGGAUGAUAGCCAAUGUCCCCCAAAUGGUGAUCAAUUCGUUCCUGACUUGGCUCUAUCUUCGUAUAGCAUUCAUGGGAUAUCUGAGACCAAAAAGUGCAGAUGCUCAAAUGGCGACCAUCGGAGAGGAAGGUGAAGCAGUUACGAAUCGAGUAAUGCAGGCAAGAUACAAGGAAUUAGGCGGCAUUUCUUUCCAUGAAACCGGUGUUGCAGCCCUCUUUGGUUUUUGCAUAAUACUUUGGCUAUUACGUAAACCUGGUUUUGUCACGGGAUGGUCCGAAGCGAUCACGACUAUAGACAUCCGGGAUUCCACGCCUGUUAUAUUGGUCUCUAUUCUGAUGUUCUUCAUCCCAAAAGAUCCUAGCUUUAUUCGCAGUUUCAGCAAGGAUCCUGCUGAAAGACCGCACUUGUCGUCGGACGGUUUGAUAACUUGGAAAGUGAUAGAAUCGAAAAUGCCAUGGAGUCUGAUGUUCCUUUUGGGAGGUGGAUUCGCGAUAUCCAAAGGUAGCAUCGCUUCCACUUUGGCCAAAACCAUUGGGGGCUCCCUCGUGCCUUUAGGAGCAUUGCCGCCUCCACUAAUCCUCAUCCUAGUAUCCUUCUUCAUCGGUUGUAUAACCGAAUUUACCUCCAAUGUCGGUAUAGCAAACAUUACCCUGCCUGUUGUUGCACAAAUGAGCGUAGCGAUGAAGAUUCACCCUAUGUACCUGAUGAUACCAACCACCAUAAUGUGCUCUUAUUCGUUCCGGUUACCGGUCGGUACACCUCCGAAUGCUAUCAUAGCCACGAUGGGUCGGAUUUCGACGAAAUAUCUGAUUAUGGGAGGAUGCGGUCCUGCUGUCUAUGCUCUUAUCGUUCAAAGUAUUUGUUUCCUUACUUGGGGCAGCUGGAUCUAUGGUGCCUACGAUUUUCCAGAAUGGGCUAAGGGAUCCGACGACACGUCCGCAAACGAGUAGUCAUUCUAAAUUAUCCUAUGCCCAUCGCUUGUUUCUUUAUUCAAUUCCGGUUCCAUUCUUUCAUCUAUUGUACGAAUGGGGAAUUAAAAUUGUUAAGUCUUUGGCACAGCGGGAGACUCAGUCUUUUUAGGACUUAAAUUAAUUUCUUGCUGUUCCAAUCUACGAUGCCUUAGCAUGGUGGAGAGCACCCCAUUGAAGCUGGCUGUUUUUUUCUUUGCGCUUCCUUUUGGAGUGCUCUCACCUAUUCUUCUCACUGGCAGUCUCGGCGAGGACAUCUCGUCCAUAAAAUCAAAAUCUGACUUUUCUUCUGUCCUGAAAUCGAAUAAAAUAUUGUAAUAAAAAAUACAUAAUUAAAUAGAUCGAAGGUACAGUUUGAACGUUUAUACUUGUACUCUUGUGAGCCGCUGUCCUGUUGGCGAUUGUUCGAGAGAAUAGGGGAUGGACCUCUUCUGCCAGGACAUUUCCACUCUAGGUCUAGCACUCUAUUAUUCGCUUCCAAAGCCUCGAUCAGCGUUAAUAUAUCGUCAGGCUUCAGACUCCAUUCGUUCUACGUCCGACAAGAGAAAUUACUGCGAAGACCAAAUCUAAAAAUAUAAACUACAUAUUUGCUUACCUUCCCAUCUGUUUCGUAUUUCUCGUCAUCUGAACAAUCAAUCGACCAUUCCUCCUCACUGCGUUCCAUUAUUUUCCUCUGAUACACCAAUAGAAUCACGCUAAAAUUAAGCUAAACGUCAAACAUAAAAUCCAAUACAUAACCUGUUACAGAAAACAACACCUCCUCUUCAAUACCAUUAGAGAUACGUUAGACCCUUAAUAAGAAUAUGUAUGGUCUAAGCUUAGAGACCAUAAUAUGGUUUCUACUAAAUGAUACCUGCUGCUUUUCUCUUUAUAAAAAUAAAAUAUGUACAUGCAUACAAAUAAAUUCUGGCAAGCAAGAAUUACACACGUAUGUACAAUGUACAAUAACUGCUUCGUUCAAAUAUGAACUGACGCCACUAUUAUUGUAAUCUGCUUUACCAUAGCGGUAUCUUACAGCUAGCAGUUUGAUCGUUUUGCCACUACGUGUAGUGGCGCUAUACGGACCUAGAUAAUUCUUACCGGAAUCUGCAAUGUAUCUUACAAGAAAAACUGUAAGAGUCAUUCGUUGUCAAAUAAAACUAAUAUUUCACUGUC
Megalopta genalis is the source of this 2941-nucleotide messenger RNA. Its product is annotated as protein I'm not dead yet. The record is from RefSeq and is a predicted model, not a curated record. Lineage: Eukaryota; Metazoa; Arthropoda; Insecta; Hymenoptera; Halictidae. Gene Ontology annotation, cellular component: plasma membrane. Gene Ontology annotation, molecular function: succinate transmembrane transporter activity; citrate transmembrane transporter activity. Gene Ontology annotation, biological process: transmembrane transport; citrate transport; succinate transport.